Molecule: messenger RNA, 9699 nt
Organism: Lymnaea stagnalis (great pond snail)
Lineage: Eukaryota; Metazoa; Mollusca; Gastropoda; Lymnaeidae
Source: the annotation of a GenBank genome assembly
UGUGAUCACAAAGUUUACAUUUCCCCGUUUCACAAUCCGCUAUCGAUCAUGUUUAUAACCAAGUACUAAGAGAUCUUGUGACCAUUAUUAGUAUUACUAUUAUUAAUUAAGGUCCUGUUGUGACUAUCAUAAAACUAAAUGUUUGUUUCAAGACCAAAAAUAUUUCACGGGAAGGAUUUUAGAUCCACAUUUGUUAUGUCGGAUGCGGUAAUGAUUUAUCUCAUUUAUUUAUUCUUUUCAAUUUAAAUCUAUACCUAGCAGCCUAGCAUUACUGAUUAUAAUAAAGUUUAUUAGACAAUUAGUUGAAUUAAUAUUUAGUAUUUUGAUUAAGCUAGCGUGUGUGAACUACGACUACGUCCUAUGUCAUACUUGCUAUUACUAAUUACCGUCCGUUAUUAGUUAUGGUUAUUAAUAAUUAAUCUGUCAAGUCAAGCCUAGCCCUCAUUUAUCAAUUAAUAAGUUUAUAAGACUAAGUUAAGUAGGCCUACUAAGUUAAUCAUUACUAAGAACUUAAGAAGACUCAAGACUAACUAAUUCAGAGUUUUCUUACUUACUAAGAGUAAGAGUACUAAGACUAAACUAAUUAUUAAUUAUAUUUUUUUUUUUUAAAUCAUCAAAGUCAAAGAGCCUAGAUCUAUGCCUAUGCAGUAACCUGUUAGUAACAGUAAGUUAGGUAAAGUGCAGUUCAGGUGCUAAUAUUAAUUAUAAUUAAUAUAAUUAAAAUGGAUAAUUAUAAUAUAAUGGCAGCACCAUAGCCAUAAUCAUAAUGGCAUUGGCAUUAGUAUUAGCCUAAAUUUAAUGGGCCUGCAACCAUUAGGCAUUAGGAUUAAUAUUAUUAUUUAAUAAUUGUGACCAAAUUUAUUUCUUAUUCAUAAUUAAUUCAUUAUCAUUAUGUCAUAUGAUUCAUUUCAUGAUUUAACUUUAACAUGUCAACUACCUAUUAGUAUUACUAUUAAACUACGCCUAAGUUUACCAGCUGUGCCAUAAUUUUUAAGUCAUUAUUGUUAUUAUUUUAUUGGUUUUCCUCAUAAUUUUUAAAUUAUAAUUGUCUAUACUAUAACUAAAAGUAUAAGUAUAACUUUAAAAUUAACUACUAAUAUAAUAGUUAAUAGUACUUAUACUAUGACUAUUAGUUAUAGCAAUAGUAUUUGGUUACAGUGUAUAGGCUUAAUAGUCUACUAUAAUUUAUAAUAGUUUAUUUAAGUUUAAGACAUGUCAGUCAGCCUCCCUUGCAACUUGAGCCUCAAGACUUAACUCUUAAUUAUAAUUAAGUCUAAGAAGUUCAGCUAUGAUAUAUUAUAGUAAAUUAUAGCUCAUGGUGUGGGUGACAUGUAUCCUUUUUAGGCCUCUGGGUUAGCUAAAUUUUAAAAGUUACUAUUUCUAGUAUAACUAUUAUUAUGGUAUAUGACAUUUGUUCAUGAAUUGCCUUAUUAAUUUAAUGUACACCCAAGGUUUUUAAAUAAUCCAUAAAUAAAUCUGAUUAACAUGCUUACUGGUUCUAUAUCUUAUUGAUAAUAUUUGAUUCAUUAAAGCUGAUAGAAAUAUUUGCAACAUAAUAUAAAUAUGUUAAAGACUCUUACUUUUAAAACUCAAAUCAGUUAAUUCAAUUAUGUUUCUCUCAGCGUGUAAGAGGGGAUGGUAAUCUUGUGGCCAGCAACAUUCACACUAUAACUGCACAUGAAGCUGAAGUUACAGCUGUAGCUUUCUCAAAGAAUGCUUUGGCCACCUGUUCCUCAGACAAAACAGUGCGUUUGUGGGGAAUCAAAGAUUAUACAGAGCUGCCCUCCUCUCCACUGUUGGGACAUAAAUACUAUGUAAGUAGGCUGUUAUUCAUAGAUUAUUCUAUUCAUCUUGCAAAUUAUUAAUAUCGAAUUUCUCUCAAACUAAAAGAAUAUGCCAAAUGUUGAUAUUUGGAUAAAUAAUUUUAAGCUGUUACAAAAGAUUUUACAUGGUGCCAGGUUAUAUUUUUUUCUAAAUUUCAAUAUAAUACCAAUGAUGAAUACAUUUUUAUGUGUUGGAUAUAUAAAUAUUAUUUUAGAUCCAUUGCUGUGCCUUUUCUCCAUCGGGAUCUACCUUAGCAACAUGCUCCAACGAUGGGACUUUAAAAUUUUGGGAUGUGAAAUCUGGUGAUUGUCUUGCAAGUCUGUCCCAUCCAAGCAAGUGUGCCAUCAGGGUUUUACAGUUUUCUGCUGAUGGGUCAAAGGUCGUCACCGGAGGAGAUGAUGAAGUUGCCUGUUUAUGGAAUGUUGCAGAGAAAAAAAUUAUCCGGUUAGUGUGAAAUUGACUUUCACUUAAGCAAAACAUAAAUGAAAUGUUAGGAUUGGAUUUUUGUGUCAAUUGAGAGAGUGAAAAAAAAGAUAAAAUGCAUUGCUUUAUGGAGCUAAAGGAAAAUAUUUGAGGGACUGCGUUCAAGCUGUGUGAAGAAAAUUAUGGAAAAAAGAUUUGUUUAGGCUUGAAAUGAAAUGGCAGGGCAGUUAAAUUUUAUAAUGUAGUGUAAGAGAUCUUUUUGAAAUUAUGUGUCACUCUCAGGUUUAAAACAAAUUGUUAGUUUUGAAAACCUAGUGAAAAAUUAUUUAUAGAUCAUCCAUUUGUGUACUUAUAUUGGAAGAUGUUGUUAUUUCUCUGGGCACUGCACACCACAGUUCUAUAAAUUAUUUAGAUUGUUAAAAAAAGGCUGCAAAUAAGGCCAUAGUUUAGCCACCAAUCAAUGAUCCCAGAGCUCUUUAUCAAUAAUUGCAGGAUAUUGAUUGAUGGAAGUGCCCGGGGUUUUAACUGCUCUGGUGCAUGCUGAAUAUCAUUUAGAUAGGUCAUAUGCUGCAACAUGUGUUGUAGAGUGCUUUUAUACCACUCCCCUGAAUACUUGGAAUGAAAAAAAAAAGUUCAUUCAUUCCACCAUGAUAAUGAAGCGUAAUUAUAUCACUGGAUUUAAUAUAUAUUUUUUUUAAAUAUGUUUUUUUCCUUUUCAAUUUGAGAAAGACAGCAUAAAAUUCUAGUGAGAAAUUAUCAUAGAUAAAAUGAUUUUGCUGAAAGCAGUGUUACUUGAUAAACUGUGUAAACAAAAACAAUGUAUAAAAUAUUUAAAAGAACUUGCAGAUUUUUGUUACCAGCAAUACCAAGAUGUCAUGUAUCCAUUGUAAUUGUACAAAUGAAGUAAAAUAAAAUCAAAGGCCUGUUACUUUCUUGAAAUUAAAAUAGCAUUCACAAGGUAAAAACAUUAUGGAGUUUUAGAACAGUUGACAAUGAUUAUUGCAAUUAUCUAUUGGCAAUUUUAUCAUCAUCAGCACUGUUCAAAUUUCUUCUUUUUUUUUUUUACUAUUUUACGAUUUACUUUAUUCAGAGAAUUAUUAAAGAUUAAAUUUGACAUUUUAAACACAUCAUUAGCCUUUAAAAAAAAAAAAAAUUUUUUUUUUUUUUAAAAGCAUUUAAAAUUAAAUAAAAAUUUUUUUCUUUUUGUUGUUAAAAAAAUUUUUAAAAUUAAAAAUUAAAUUUGAAAUUUUAAACAAAUAAUUAACCUUUAAAAAAAAAAAAAAUUUUUUUUUUUUUUAAAGGCAUUGAAAAUUAAAUAAAAAUGUUUUCUCUUUUGUUGUUGAAAAGAUUUUUAAAAAUUAAAUAGCUCAAUACAUCCAAGGUAAAUAUAAAUAAUUUGAAAAAAAUAUGUUCAUUUAUUUUACAUAAAAUUUAACAGAUCAACUGGGCUCCCAAUCAAGAAUGUUUAAUUUUUGUUCUAUUGUCCAAUAUUUUCCAUGUUACAGAUCUUUAAAGGGACAUGAUGAAAGUGUCACUUCAGCAGCGUUCUCCCCUGAUGACAAUUAUAUAGUGACAUGCAGCUCUGGUGGGGACAUGGGUGGUGACAUGUUGGUCUGGGAUGCUCAGUUUGGUCAUGGGAAGUUCUUGACAAGAGUUCAUGACUGUCACGACCUGGGCGUGUCGUGUUGUGCAUUUUCUCCUACAUACGGGACAGCGGGUAAAAUAUCUUUAUGUGUUGUCAUAUUCAAGAAUUAGAGCCAUUCCUUUUUUUUUUAAUCUGCAUUUUUUAAAAUAGAUCCAUUUGGGUAGUUAAAAUGUUUAGCAGCUUAGUAAGAACUUCUUAACAAUUGCAUGCACUGUCAAUAUUUUAUUAGUAAAAUUUUCACCAGUCUUUUAGCUCUGUUGUUUUAGAAAUAUUUCAUUUUUGAAGAUUUGGUUUAUUUAUUUAAUUAUAAUAUAUAUCAUAAGAAUGAAGGCUCAAUAAUAAUUGUGAUUUCUUCUGAGAUGAAACCAUCAUGUCUGUUACUUAUUUGAAGCGGAUAAACUUUUCCCUUACAGGAAAACCUUCCACGUCCAGCUCGAUUAACACAUUUUUACUGGCCACUGGUGGGAAAGAUAAUCUUGUCAAGUUAUGGAUUUUCUGUGGUGAUGUUGGAUCUGUUAGUAAGUAUAAGGUUUUUUUGUAGAGAUAAAUACUAGUUACCAAUAGGGUCUGGUAAUUACAUGUAGGCACUAGGAUUUGUUAGUGUCAGAUUUCUGGUAGCGGUAGAGAUAAUUACAUGCAGCCUGUGGAUCAAUAAGUAAGAUAAUAGUUUAAUAGUUAAUUUACAUGUGUUCUGGCAAUGACUCAAGGCCAGUGGUUCUCAUCCUAUUUGACUUGCUGAGCCCGUUCUGGAAUCAAUUUCUGUAAGGAAGCGCCUUAUGCCUACCCUAUGUCACACAUGCAAAUGGUGUUUUAUUUCCUGGAGUGGCAGCGGAUGCACAGGCUGGUAACCACUGCUCUAGGCCAAAGCCUAGCAAGAAGCCUAGCAAGCAAUGGCUUGGGUGACAUAGAUAUUUUUUCCUGCUUCAUUUAAAAGCUUAAUUUUUUUUUUGACUGCCUCCUCCGCCUGAUAUACCCUCCGCUAAAAUUGAACUGGUAGGCAUGACACAAAAACACACAAAUUGUUUUCUUUCUCUUUUAUCUUCCCAUCAAGACGUUACAGUGAAGCUAGAAACAAUGCUACCAGGUCACAAAGACUCCAUUCUAUGGCUGUGUUUCUCACCUGAUGGUCAAUUCAUUGCCUCCUGGUGAGUUAUCAUUUGUUGAUAUAGUUUUUAACAUCUGAGUGAAUAUUAUAGAAUUCCGGUUAGGUACAGAUUUCUUUUACAUCAUCAUCAUCUGGUGAUCAGGCUUAGAAACUUCUUGUUCUAAUGUAAACCUCAUUAUACAUUUUUUGAUUGCCUAAGUAAUGUUUCAAGUUAAUAUAUAGCACUAUGGCAUUUCCAGAAGAAAAAAACUUUCCAUGCACAAUAGAAAAGUUUAUUUAAAAAAAAAUAAUAAUUUUUGGGGGGUGUGUGGGUAGAUGCACACGGGUAUUUUAUAAUAAGUAGAUUUCUUCUUGUCUUUUAUAAAUAUUCCAAUUUUUUGGAAAUCCUGGCGACCCCAAUAGUCCAGAUGCAUGUCGUAACUGUAGAAAUAAUUGUUAGAUAAUUUUUAGGUUGUUUAAAUAUAUUUUAUUAUGAUGUCCACAUCUGAAAAUGCUUUCAAAGAAGGAUAAUUCAUGAACCAAAUAUUUUUGUUCUCAAAAGUUAACUUUUAUUUAAAAUUUAAACAAAAUAAAACUUUGUGUUGAGAUGAUGUGAAAUUUUCUGUACUAUUUCAGUUCAUUGGACAAAACAGCACGCUUAUGGAAUGCAGUAAGUUUAGUUUCAUUAAAAACUCUUUUGAUUAACAAAUUUUGUAUUGUAAUUGUAAGAAUUUUUAUAUUAUAAUUAUAAAAAUAACAAUGGGGUUUUACAAACAUUCGUGAUGAUUUGAAAUUUUAGAAUUAUUUAACUUGGGUAUUAUAAAAAUAAUGGAUUCAGAUUUGCUAUAAUUGUUUUUAUCAUCAUAUACAUUUUUGAUGAAAGUAUAUAAGUAGAAGGUCAACUUUGUAAUACUUAUCAAUGAACAUUUUUUUUUGUUAUUGUAAAAAUCUCUUAUCCCUCUUGACAGAGAACUAACCAGGCCAUCAUCAGUAUUGAUGAUCAUUCCAGGUAUGUUACUCUGGAUUUUUAUUUUGCAUUCAAAGAUAGUUUGCUGGGAUGAUGUUUAUAUUUAUAUGGUAUAAUAUAUACUCAUACAAAAAGCAAGGAAAAGAACAUUUUUUUAUAUGACAGUGCAAUUUACAGACAAAACCUUGAUUUGUGGCAUUAAGACUUAUUGUCUGCUGCAUUAAGGUUCAUAAACUAGAAGCAGGACUUUGUCAAAUUGUUAGGUAUUUUUUUUUAGCUAUGUAGCCUUCUGUGCAUUUUCAAGUGAUAGCCGCUACCUAGCAACCGCAUCUAAUGACAACACUGUCAAGAUAUGGCAGCUGAAUGACACAUCUGAGAUCAUGAGUAGGUAUACAUUUCAUUCUGACACAAUUGUAUUACAACUGAUUUCAUUCUUUUUUUAAAAAAAACUAAUUAUCAAAAUUAACUGAUACUGUUAUUUAGUGCUAAAUUAUUUUAACCAUAAAAGUUAAUAGGUAAGAUAUAUUGCAGAUUUACAAAUUUGUCCAGAUCAAAAAUAUGUCUUAUUUUUCAGGCAAUAUCAAUCUGUCAUUAAGUUAAAUUGUUUCCUGUUGGAUCUUUUUGCCUUGGGAUUUAAAGGCUGGAUUUUUAAAGACUAUUUUAAGUAAUACAUUUUUAAUGUUCACUCUAAUAGAAAUUAAAAAUUUUUUUCCUCAGAAAAUCUAAGUGGAUAUGAAGAAGGGGAUCCAACCUCUAGUCAGUUAUUAAACAGCUACUCACGUGUUGCCAUGGAGCUAUGGACCCUGGAUGAUGUUUGCGAGUGGUUGAACUCCUUAGGGCUCGGGGAAUAUGAUGAGGCAUUUCGUAAAAAUGCCAUUGAUGGUAAAGAAUUACUUGCCCUGUCAGUCAAUGACUUAGAAGAUACCCUUGGUGUUGGUGAGUGGCUUUCAGAGGUUGAUACAGUUCUUAGCAUUUUUAGUGCAAACUGAAAAAUUAAACAUGAAGCUAACAUAGAACUUAACUAAUGAGUCAAUCUUUUCAAUUAUUAAUUUCAUGUUUAAAAAAAACCUAAUAAAAACCAUCAACACCUGUAUUUAGCUUUAAAUGUGUUCUUUUAAUCAACUUCAUCUUCUUUAUUAAAAUUAUUUCACAUUUUUUAUUUCUACACAAUAUGCUGUAGAUGGAAGAAAAAAUAUUUAAAUACAUACAUGAGAUGACAUGUACGGUAUUGAAUUAUUUAUUUCUUAAAUUGCAUAAUAUUUGCUGUUUCAAAGUUCAUGCAUUUUAUAUUUUCCUUCAACAAUCUGUUGUCUGGAUUUAUGCUUGUGCCUUUGCUUAAUCCGACAUUAUGAUUGAUAGGCUAAGCUCAAUAUUUUGACAUCUCUAUUUGAUAAUACUUCCAUCUUGUCAUCUGCAGCUGCUUUGGGGCAUAGAAAUAAAAUUCUUCGUGGGAGAUCACUGGCCCAAGACAAAGAUGUGAAGAUGAUAAGGAGCACAGAGCCCACUAACACACCAGAGGAGUUCCUGUGUCCGAUCACCCAUGAAAUUAUGAGAGAUCCUGUCAUUGCUUCAGGUAUCUUGGUCCAAACAGACCUUGAUCACUUUAAUAUGGAGAUCAUGGUCUCCCCUUGAUAUGUGCCACUUAUACAAUUACCAUUUCAUUUUGAUUUGCCCUUGGACAGACAAUCUAUGUAUUCAGUGUGCUUCACCAUGAGAGCAACACAACUAAACCCAUAGGCCACUCCUGCUUGAUUUUUACAAUAAGGAAACCUUUGCUCUUCCUGGUGGUUUUACCUUUAAAUGUGAAAAUUUUUGAUAGGCUGUCAUUUGACAUGUACUUGACCUUUUUGCUGGAUAUCUGCUCCUUCCCCCCCCCCCCCCCCUCCCCCCCCCCCCCCCCCCCCCCCCCCCCCCCCCCCCCUAUAAGGAAACCUUUGCUCUUCCUGGUUGUUUUACCUUUAAAUGUGAAAAUUUUUGAUAGGCUGUCAUUUGACAUGUACCUGACCUUUUUGCUGGAUAUCUGCUCCCGCCCCCCCCCCCCUCCCCCUCCUUCCCAACCCAAUAUUGCCAUGGCCAGUUGGUUUGCACCUGUUUAUUAGGUUUUAUCAGAUCAAGCUGAGUUAGUCACGACACUCACUCAUAGGGUACCGUACAAGAUUUUUUUACUUUUUCUUACUUUCACUACACAUUAUAAGAUAAAGAAAUACCUUGACUGAGCCCAGGCAAGCAUUGGUCCCAGCCUCGCUCCAGGCACACAUGUCAUAUAAACUGAUUACAACACUUUUUUCAAUCCGCAACACAAUAAUACGCUAGGCUGGGAUUAAUCUCGCUUGCUCUGCCCUCUUUAUUUUAAGUGAUAUUCAUACCAAUAAUCUAAAAUUUUAAUGUCUUGUUAGUUUUAAAAUAUGUAUUUUAAAAAAUAUUUUUAAAAAUUAAAUGAUAUGAACCCUUUUUUUUUUUAAUAAAGAUGGGUACACAUACGACAAGCAAGCCAUUUUAAGCUGGAUGGGCAAAGAACCAAGGAGUCCCAUGACAAACAUGGUCCUAGACUCAAAAGAUCUGGUGCCUAAUCGUACACUUAAGAUGAUGAUUCAAAAGUUUUUACAGAAAUCUUAAACUUGGUCUUACAAUCUUUGAGACCCAGGUUUGUGGUUUUAAAAAAUGUGCUUUUUACCUUAACUCACUCCCCUUAUGGAGAGUCGAUUAUGGAAUAUUUUUGAUAAUCUGAAAUUUAAUUCUUUAAUAUUUCAUUGCUAUUUUCUCUACACAUAAUAUUCUUUAUGUGUGCUGAGCAACAAGUUUUAUUAUUACAUUAUUUUCAUUUGAAUUCGGCUGUUGCUGGCUUUUUAAAAAUAAAAAUAACUUGUUUGAAAUUAUGCAAUACAAAGGAAAAGUGUGUUCCAAGUCAAAUUAACUACAAAUUAAUUAAAUCGUGGAGGCAGUAAAAUGUAUAUCAAUUGUACCGGUACAAUUUCUUCUGUUUUUAUCCGAAGUUUUAUAAUGUAUAUUAAUUGUCGAAAUUAUUAAAGCUAAAUGAAUUUAAAAUUAGAUUGACUUUGGUGAAAGUCAAUAUAGGUGGAUUUACAUUCAAACAUUUUUUCUAAGUAAUUCCCAAUGUUUAACUCAUACAUUAUUUGAAAUUGUUGUUUAUGUAAAGGUCACUUAACUUAUAGCUAAAUAAAAAAAAAAAAAGAUACAUUUAUAAGAUUCCCCAUUUCCACUGAACAUUUAAAAAAAAAACUUUUAUCUUCUCAUCAAAAUGGUUUCAUUUCAUUUAUUAAAUUGUAAUGCUAUGAAAUCAAACCAACAUUAAGAUUUUACCACACAUCUCUCAUCAAAAGUGCCUUCUUCCUUUAACAUUUUAUCUGGAGUUUGAUAGGGGGAUACCCUCACCCAUGUACAAAAUUCUUAUAUAACUUACAAACCAACUCAAAAAAAAGGGAAGAGAAGGUAGUUUGGGGGGGAGUUUGGGUGGGAGCUGCUUAUGAAAUGUGUACUGGGUGGUGUAGUUGGUCAUCUUGACAGUGUGUGUAUAAAGAAAUAUUGAUAGCCUGGAUCUUAACACACUGGAUGUCAUUAAUGCUACAGCAAAACAAAGACCCACAAAUAAUUGCAGAAGCUGAUAUUCCCAAAAGCUUAUUGUUCAUUUGAAGUUUCUACACUACAAGCAAUUUUUUGUGUUUUGUUGUUUUGUUUGUAGCAAAAAUUACCAUUUCUUUCAAAUUGAUUUUUUUUUUUUUUUAAAUUCUUUAACGG